This is a messenger RNA of Drosophila willistoni, 636 nucleotides long. RefSeq lists its product as uncharacterized. The record is from RefSeq and is a predicted model, not a curated record. Lineage: Eukaryota; Metazoa; Arthropoda; Insecta; Diptera; Drosophilidae. The transcript has 2 exons. The coding region runs from base 1 to 447 and encodes 148 amino acids.
AUGUAUCGGACGUGCUUUUGUUUGCUAACACUACUGACUGUGGUCCUGGCCGCCACCCAGAGUCGCGAUUAUUUGCCAAAACGGUCUUACUACUAUGCCGCACCUAGUACGGAGACUAGUGCCAAAACUAUGGCCGCCCUGCGUAGAAUUAUUCAAGGACAUUUGCAACGUUUCCAGCAGGCGGACAACACAUUUGCGUUGUUCUCCCCUCGAGCAAUAGCCCAGCAGGGCAAGGCGGAAGUGCAACCAGACAAGCCAAAGCAACAUCUGCAGCAGCAGCAGCAGCAGCAGCUGGUGUUGGCCGGUUCGCAGAAUAACUUGGAAUAUGCCUUGCCACCAAACACGCCGACACCAAAGAACUAUGCCCAGAAUUUCCUACCCGAGGGCCAGGAUGUGGUUCCCGGAAGUUCUUACAUACCGCUAAGGCUGCUUUUGAUUCGCCGCUGAGACUGAGAAUGUUUUGCGCCUUUCAGUCGUUGUUUUUGUCGGCAUCUUUAGUUGUUGAAACAAGUUGGCCAAAUUCUGUUGCUGCUGCUGACUUUUGGAAUGCCGUUCUCAGCUGUGGCCAGUAACCAGUGAAUGAGGUUAAUUUGUUUUAAUCUUACUGGUUCUUAUAUAAUUUUAAUGAUAUUUUAA